UUAGAGCAGAUAGUUUCACUUUUAAUCACGUUUCUUCAACAGGACAGUGCUGUCGGAACGGGACAUGCUGUCUAACGCAUGUCGCUACUUCUAAUAGAGCUGGAGAGAAAAUAGGAAUCCAAAUUAGUUUGUCUGAAAUAUACGCGCGGAAGAGAGUGAGAAAGACUUAAGCUGCAGUGAUUUCAUUUCGGAACCGGGAAAGUCCAAAGUGGGCGUGAGGAACAAGGGAAGAGUAUUUGGAAAGUACCAGAUUGAGCUGCGGAAAACAGUUUUCUGGAUGGGAAUGAAAAGGACAAAGACAAAGGAAUAAGAGAUGGCAUGCAAACUGUACCCUAAAGGAUAAAUCCAAUGCAAGCGUUGUAAAAAUGCUUAAAGAGAAAGCACAGCUCUGGAAACCAACUCGAGGUUAAAAUCUAACAAAAAAUACGCAUGGAAAAUGGAGAAGUGUGCUCACAUUAAAAAAUGAAAGGAUGUCACGACCAGUGUUCAUACUGCUGUCAGUGUUGUUAGUUCAAGGAAGAGGGUGUGAUUACUUUAUGAAAAAUCUUCUGAGCAUCAUGGAAAAUGAACAUGGCAUAUUCCGUAAGGUUUUUCCUAAAGAUUAUAAAGUCACGCACCAUUACAAUGACAGUCUACUGUCCGGCAGUGAUCCAUGCCGUAUGGUCAGUGUUGCAUAUAUGUUGUCGGAUUCCUGGGACCAGCUCCGUAUAAACCUGUGGGAAGAAAACAUUCAUAAUUCGUUCAUCAUGCAGCUGGUGGAAAAGCUAGACAAUAUUUUCAAUGGGAAAUUCCAGAAGUUGCCGGAUCCCUCUGUUUUCCCUCCUGUGUCCUCCACACCGGAAGCCCUUCUUGGCUUCACCUCGGCCUUUUUUUCAACAUGGUUGAAGGAACGAUGCCCCUCUCCUGUGGAGCCCUGUGUGUUCCCUUCUCCCACAAGUUUCCACAAAGGGGGAAAGAGAAGUAAUCAUGCACCCUUCAACGCCACCCUGGACGAAAUGGAGGGAGGGAAAAGACCUCAGCGGAGUGAAGUACCCCCAACUAGUCUCGCUACAACGACACAUCCUUCAUACAUAUUUUGGUGUUUUCCUCUGCUCUGGACUGUACUGUAGACUAUAGCUAUGUUUUAUGCAGGAACACUUUGGACUCAGAUCAGUAGUUGGAAAAUGGCAGACCAACCAGGAAGUGUAGACAGGAGACCAAAAAAUAUUUAGUAUUUUCUGCUCUUUGGCACGGUUCAUAUUUGUAGUGUGAGGGUUGCGCAUUGUGCAGUUGCGGCCAAGGAAAAUUAAGUUUAAAGAAAAAUGCAACAUAAAUAGCCAGUGAUUCAUAAAGCAACCAGCCCAGCAAUGACAUGGCCAACAGUAACCCUCCCAUAAGUAAACAUGAAAUUAGAUGAGAGUACAGAGGUUAAAAGGCAUAUAAAGUGCAAGUCAAGGGGCUGAUAACACAUGGCUUUCAAGUUCAUAGUAGAACACCACAUUCCAAAUGGUAUGUACUGGGGGCCUGAAGAGAACUGGGCUUGUUACCAGAAGUUUGCAACCAAGAGAUGUGAUCCAUAGGUAGACACGUUUUCCACCUAUGACACUGAUGAUGCACCAUGAACAAAUAGCCUAACCAGAGUUUCUCCUAUUAAUAUAGGAUGACGGAGUGUAGCACAGUGGGUAAGGAACUGGACUUGUAACCGAAAGGUCGCAGGUUCGAUUCCCGGAUAGGACACUGCUGUUGUACCCUUGAGCAAGGUACUUAACCGAAAUUGCUUCAGUAUAUAUAUCCAGCUGUAUAAAUGGAUACAAUGUAAAAUGCUAUGUAAAAAAGUUGUGUAAGUCGCUCUGGAUAAGAGCGUCUGCUAAAUGCCUGUAAUGUAAUAUGUAAUAUAAUGUAAUAUCAGUGUGUCAAACCAUAUAGCAUAUUUUCAAACGUGUGAGCAAUGACACUGAUGAAUGUGGCUGAGAGCCCCGCGGUAUGGUGCACUUCUGACCAUGUAAUCUCCCAGAGAUGCUACAUUUCAGUCGGCAGUGUUGUCUCGCUGUGCGUCGCGACUGCUCUGCUCGAGCAGGCACCUACAGCCUGUCUUGCAUCAGCUGAGCAGGAAGUGCUGGCCUCCAAUACAAUGACUGACACGGCUUGGCUGGUGGACUGGCUGCAUGCAUUUCACAGGAGCCUCUUCUUGUUAUGUAAAUGCAUCAUUCUUGUUCUGUAUUUUUUUGCACAUAUGAAAUGAGCUGUGCAGGACUAAAAGGCGUUGGUAUUGAGUGAGAGAUUUCAGUGUAUUGCAUAUACUUUCACCAAUUUUUUAUUUUUUUUGGAUUCUGUUUUUCAGCAUGAUGGUCUAAUCCUAUUUUUGACUAACAGUUACUAUAAUCUGUGAAUACUCAUGUGAAGCAAGUGUCUUUUACAUUAUCUAUAAAUGCUUCUUGUGAUGGUGUUUGGGAAAUCUUGAAAAAAAAACCCUAAAUGCCUGAAAAUCCACCUGGAUGAUGGACUAAAAUAUGACAGGUGAUUUAUGAAUUCCACUUAUGAUUUGUGAUUUUCCAUUGUGCGCCAAAGCAUUUUAUUCUCCUUGCCACAGUUGUGCCACAUGUUACUAUUAUGGUAUCAAUCAAUCAAUCAAUCUUUAUUUAUAUAGCACAUUUCAUACAGUGGCUGUAGCCCAAUGUGCUGCACAUGACCGAAAGACAACGCUACAAAAACAAAAGUAAACAAACAGAGGUGAGCAAAGGCACAAACAAAAGCAAAACAACAAUUAAAAUAAUAAAGGAGUAAAAGAAUAAAACAACAAUAGAUGAAUAAAACAACGAAUGACGAGGCACGUUAAUUAAAAGCCAGUAAAACAACAAUAGAUGAAUAAAACAACAAAUGACAAGGCACCUUAAGUAAAAGCCAGACGAAAAAGAUAUGUCUUAAGGUUUCUUUUAAAAACGUCUGAGGGACCUGCGAGGUACAUAUCUAAAAAGCAUGUCUGAGAGAUAGGCUGGUGCCAGGCCAUUCAGUGAUUUAAAAAUUAAUAAUAAAAUCUUAAAAUCUAUUCUAAAACUGAUAGGCAACCAAUGCAAUGACUUUAGGGUAAGUGUUAUAUGUGCUCUCUGUCUGGUCUUCGCCAGACCCCACAGGUUAUGUCUGUUUUCUCUGAGGAGUAGUCACCCAGCGAAACAAAAAACCCCCGGCCAGUCAAAUAUGAUCUAAACCAACUUAGAACCAUUCCUGAGAGACCAACCCAGUUUUUAAGUCUGUGCAGUAGGAUUUUGUGGUCGACGGUAUCAAAGACUGCACUAAGGUCCAGGAGAACCAGGACUGAACGCUUUUUUGAAUCAGUUUUAAUUCUUAUAUCGUUCACCACUUUAACCAAUGCAGUCUCUGUGCUGUGGUGGGCUCUGAAACCUGAAUGAAAAGAGAUAUUGCUGUUUUUAAUGAAGGUAUUCACCUGUUCAAAAACAACUUUUUCUAAAAUCUUACCUAAGAAAGGGAGGUUUGAUAUGGGUCGGUAGUUACUAAAAACUGAGGAAUCUAUAUUACUUUUUUUGAUAAGUGGUCUGUCUGGCAGUCUUUAAUGCAUCAGGGAAGGUGCCUGUGAACAGAGAGUGGUUUACAAUACAUAAUAAUUCCUCUGACAAGUAAUUAAAAACAUUUUUUUAAAAGGGGGUAGGUAUGGGGUCAAGCGAGCACGUAGAGGGUUUUAACUCAGAGACCACCUUUCUAAUCACCUCUGUAUCCACCAGAGUAAAAGAGUGCAAAGUAUAUUGACUAUAGUAUAUUGAGUAUCGUGCUUAGUGCUUUCUGAAACAUUAUCCGGCCUUGUCUGAUUAAUAUUCGUUCUAAUUGUUGUUAUCUUGUCUCUGAAGUAGGCUGAACAUUCGCUGCACUUAGUAUUUGAGAAAAAUCACUGGGGCAUGUGGAAGUGGGAUUUAUCAGGCUGUCAAUGGUUGUAAAAAGGACCCUUGGACUGUUUUUGUUCUUAUUUAUAAGUUUACUUUUCCUCCAUCUACGUUCAGAUUUUCGGCAGUUUCUUUUAAGUUUGUUAACAGUCUCAUUUUUCCACAGUAGCUUACAUUUUAAAACAGGUUUUUUUUAGUUUUAGUGGCACAACAAGGUCAAUAGUUGUCCGUAAUUUAGUAUUGUACUCAUUUACUAGGGAAUCAACAGAUGAAGGGAGAGUUUGUAAGGGCAACAUGUUCACAUGCAUAAUGAAACUUUCUGCCACUUCAGGUGUAAGAUGUCUUUUCUUUACAGUGAGUUCAGCAUUAACUUGAGGCAUGGGCACUGACGCACUAAAUUCAAUGCAAUAAUGAUCAGAUAGAGCGACAUCUCUAAUUGAUGACAUUUCAAUAUGUAGCCCCUUACUAACUACCAGGUCUAACGUAUGGCCACGAUUGUGGGUUGGUCCAUAGACGUGUUGUGUGAAACCAAGAUCUUCUAAUAGAUUAAUAAAAUCGGUGGCCCUUUUGUCA
This is a messenger RNA of Anguilla rostrata (American eel), 4445 nucleotides long. RefSeq lists its product as uncharacterized. Lineage: Eukaryota; Metazoa; Chordata; Actinopteri; Anguilliformes; Anguillidae. The transcript is spliced from 5 exons. The coding region runs from base 471 to 1109 and encodes 212 amino acids. The record is from RefSeq and is a predicted model, not a curated record.